GAUGUGAAGGCAUCUGCAGACUGAGCUUCCCUGCCAAGAUGCUUCUGGUCACGGUCGUAGCCUCCACUCUGCUCCUCUGCUCUGUAGCCAGCCAGGAGUGUUCCACCUCGGAAGGGAUCUGGAAUCUCAACUCCCUCAUCCAGAAAUGGCAGGAAGAGCCGUCUGCAAAAUGCAAUUGCAGUGCCAAUGUGACCAGUUGUUUGUGUCUGCCCAUCCCUUCUGACAACUGCACCACGCCCUGCUUCCAGGAAGGACUGGCACAGAUGACCCAUGUCAUGGCAAACACGGCAUCCUCACUGAUCUUCUAUAAGGUGAAAAGAACAGUUCAAGGCCUGAAGAACAACAAAUGCCCUUUCUUUUCCUGUGAGCAGCCAUGCAACCAGACCACAGCCGGCAACAUGCUGACCUUUCUGAAGAGUCUCCUGGAAGUUUUCCAGAAAGAAAACGUGAGAAAGAUGAGAGAUCGAGUAUGA
This is a messenger RNA of Tupaia belangeri chinensis (Chinese tree shrew), 473 nucleotides long. It is a transcript of the gene IL9, whose product is annotated as interleukin 9. Bases 39 to 473 code for a protein of 144 amino acids. Gene Ontology annotation, cellular component: extracellular region. The transcript has 5 exons. NCBI's taxonomy places the organism in Eukaryota, Metazoa, Chordata, Mammalia, Scandentia, Tupaiidae. Gene Ontology annotation, molecular function: growth factor activity; interleukin-9 receptor binding; cytokine activity. The record is from RefSeq and is a predicted model, not a curated record. Gene Ontology annotation, biological process: immune response.